Messenger RNA from Brassica napus (rape), 5346 nucleotides. Its product is annotated as F-box/FBD/LRR-repeat protein At3g52680-like. NCBI's taxonomy places the organism in Eukaryota, Viridiplantae, Streptophyta, Magnoliopsida, Brassicales, Brassicaceae. The coding region runs from base 3505 to 4794 and encodes 429 amino acids. The transcript has 4 exons. Gene Ontology annotation, molecular function: protein binding. The record is from RefSeq and is a predicted model, not a curated record.
AAUAUUAAAAAAGGAAACUAAAACACUUUUUACUAUUAGCAUAUUUUUAUCUAAUAAUUAUAUAAAUAUUUUAAAAUAGCACAACUCUAGAAUAUAGAUACCUUUAGUGAACAAAAUAUUAUAAAAUAUUAAAUUUACUUUUAGCCUAAUAUUAGUCUGAUUUAUUUUGCUUUAUGUUUGUAGAACCUAAUAUACCCUAGUAAAAUUACCCUAACAAAUCGGAAUUCUCUUGUUUUAGCUUAUUUUAAAUUAAUUUUCACUUUACCUUUUAAAAAAUCUAAUUUAUAUAAUUACUUAGAAUUAUGAAGUAUUUUCAUUAUUGUAAAUACCGAUAUGUGCUCAUUAGAUUUCACAAUUUUAUCAGUAAUGUUCAUUUAUGAAAUGAUAUAUUGAUCACAGAUCAUUUUUUUCUAAUAAUUUCUUUAAAAAAUCAGCAUAUAUCAAAUUAUUAUAAUAUUACAAAAUAUACUUGUACAUAAAUGAAGAACUAAACUAAUACGAUAAAUAAAACUAGUACGAUAAAUAAAAAUAAUUUGAUUUGUCUUAAUUAAAAUAAAAAAUAAUUAUACUUUAAUUCAAAAUUGCAAGAAUAUAUAUACAUAUAUAACUAAAUAUACUCAUAAAAUUAGUAACUAAAUUAAUCCAGUUUCUUAUAUCCAAAAUCAAAGAUCUAACUAAAAUAUUAAUAUACUAUUUUAUAAUAAUAUUUUAUUUAUUUUUCUAUAUAUAAAUUAUGAGAUGACCCGAAACAUAUUAAUUAGCAAAAAAAAUAUUAAUUAUUGUUACAAUUUAGUUCUUGUAUAUAUAUAUAUAUGCAUAAGAGUUCAGAUUAUUAUCUUUAUAAUCAUUUAUUUUAAUUUGAAUAGAACAUUUUAGAUCUUUUCUGUUUUGUUCUUAAAACAAUAUGUAUUGAGUUAUACAUAAUAUUGAUAAAAUAUGUUUACAUAUCUAAUAUAACAAUCAACCUAAAUGCAGAUAACAAAAUUAAUCAAAAAUAUAAUUUAUUUUAAACUUUAAUUUGGAGAAGUAGAUAGAUUUGGACAUUCGGAUCUUGGGGUCUGGUUUGGUUAGUGCAUAUCGGGUCCGGAUCUUUCGAGUCCUAGACAGUUGUUCCUAACUAGUCCGACUAGGUAUUUAAUAAUUUUCAGUUCGGUUUGAUCCCUUUCAUGUUCGGGUUGGUUCGAGUCCAUAAGUAAAAUACAUGUAGUCUAUGUUUUCCCAAUUGACACUCUUCAACUUGCAUCCAUUUAAGCGGAAUCUUGGAGAAAAGCUAACGCAAAAAAGGAAGAGGACAAGGAUCAUGAGGACCCUCCUACUUCAAAGGUUCAGACAGUGCCCCCUUGGAUAUUUCGAUAUGUACCUGCCAAAUUGAUACUUCAUUGAUUGAUAAUAGCAAUGUAGUGGCUUAGGGUGGGGCUUUAAAGAUCAAAUUGGUUCGAAUCUUUCGGAUUACGGGUGUGCAAGAGAAGCCUCUCAGAGAUGGAAAGUUUAUUAUGGGCAACUCCAUGCAUGAGAGACAUGAGGAUAACCUCGAUCCGGUUCCAGAAAAACUAAUUAGAUCUAUUGGAUAUGACUGCGAACCCGAUGGAUUGGCCAGCAUUCGCGUCGAAAAUUGAAUUGUUCCAUAGACUACAGGAGGACUACGAGACCGUGAAUCUGACUCAUAUUCCUCCAAGUAGGAAUGGUUGAACGGAUUCAAAGCAAGAACCAGAGGUUGCAUUUUCUCCCAUAUAGAUCAAACAUGGACAUGCAGAAAUGUUCUUCGGAAAAUCGGUACGUUUGACCAGCACGUGAUCUAGUUUAAACGGGAAAGAAAUAAGAGAAGGCAUGGAGAGCAGCAACAUCCAUAUAGUCUGUUGAUAAAGACAAUUGAUAAGACUGUGACGAACAGAUUAUCUACCAUUAGGCGCCAGGGUGAUCAAAAGAUGGAGGAGGGCCUUUGAAUUUGGUUUGGAACAAGAUGAUAUGUAAAGAGGAGUUUAUACUUUCUUUAUCAUUCUAACUCAUAGUUACAUCAUAGGUAAAACAGUUUUUUGGAUGAAUAAAAUUUAACAUUUAUUCAAAAAAAAAGAAUGGCCUCUAGUCAAUCAAAAAUAUUUAAAUCAACAUAAAAAGGAGAACUAAAAAAACAAAACUCGAACAAGUUAAUGACUCACACAAACUCAACAACAACUACAUUGAUCAAAAGUUCAAAAGCUCAAUCAAGUAAUUCUUAAGAAUAAGGAUGACCUCUUCUCGGAUCCUACCUACUUUUGAAGCUAAGCAGGAAAUCUUCAAUAUAUCACAUCAAAGAUAUAUAUAAGUUUCCAUCAAUUUUUGUUUGUCAUAAAAUGCAUCAUCUUUUGAUAUAAGACUUUUCUCUCUAGAAAAAGUACUUCUUUGUAUAAAAAGUAUGGUGAAAAUGAAACUCUACUUCUCUUCAGAUUUAGACUCAACAUUUGGAGUCCAUAAUAACUGGACAUGAUGUAGGAAGCAAUGAGAUCUAUUGAUGAUGGUUGAUGUAUAUUUCUUGGCUCUGUAUCAUUUCAAGGUCUAAAAAGGACAAUCCACACAGUCUCACAUGUUCAUCUCUUUAUGCUUCAAACUCGGGGUGAAUUAUCCAUCCACUUUGAAUGUGAAAUUUUAUAAUAACACUAUAGCCAAAAGCCUCCACUUCAUCAAGAAAUUCUAAUUCAACAUCAGAAAUGCAAAGUAGGUUAACCAAAAAAAUAAAAGCCCAAUAAGCAUUAAUAAUGGUUAUAUUGACCAAAAGUACAAUUUUAUCCAUACAAAACUAGUACAACGAGUACGACAAAAACACCUCAUCAAACACAUAUUUUAAAAUAUUUAUGGUUUACUCUUGAAUUAUAAACUUUGAAUUGGAAUUGACACAUGUCAUCUUUCUAUAUUGUUUUGUAAAUAAAUCGAUAUACUCGAAUCUAACUAUAUAAAUAAGAAUGUAAAAUUAGAUUAUUUUCUUUAAAAUCUACAACGGUUACAUUGACCAAAAGUAUAACAUCUUAUCCACACAAAACUAGUAUAACGAGUACGAGUAAAACACGUCAUCAAACGAAGAUUGCAAACAGAUAUGGUUUACUCUCGGAUCAUGAAUCUUGAGUUGGCAUUGACAUAUAUCCUCUUUGUACUUAUAUAUAUAUAAUGAUUUACUCGAAUCUAACUAAAUAAAUACAAAAAAAAUCCUAAAUAAUUUUCUUCAAAUCUUUUCAUCCUUUUAAAGUUUUUUUUAUGGUAUCAGAGCCAUGAAUGAUUUUUCCGAUUUUUUCACUGCUUAGAUACCAAUGGUUCGUCUUAAAUAUGUUAUAUGUCCAGAGACCACCAACUGAAAAAAAAAAUCUGCAAUUGACAACAUGAAAUCUUAAUAUUUGGAGUCUUUUACUUGUUUAGAUUUGAUUUGUGCAAGCCAAUUUUUGGGUUAAAAUAUCUUCAAAUAGCAGUGCAUUAAUCUGAAGGAUUUUACUAGCAAAAACCAUUGAAAAAGUAAAUUUUUUUCCAAAGAGAAGUGUCAUGGCUGAAGAGAUGAAUAUCGGUCAGCUGGAUGAAAAUUUGAUUCUGAAAAUCCUUUCUUUAGUUCCAAUAAAAACUGUCGUGUCAACGAGUGUCUUGUCUAAAGAAUGGCAGUCUCGUUGGAAGUCGGUGCCAAAACUGAAGUUUAAUUCUGAGGACUACCAGAGUGAACACCAAACAUUUUCAGAGACUGUGUACAAGUAUCUCCUUUCAUAUGAAGCUGAGGUUCUAGAUAGUUUUCAUCUCAGCUUUGGAUCAGAUAAAGCUGAUGCAGUAGAUGUUGUACAUUGGAUUAAAACAGCGUUUGCUCUACAUUUGCGUACAUUGGUACUCGAAUUUCUCAUCUAUCCAUACGAGGUCGACGAGUUCAUAUUUACGAGUAGCUUGUGUACUUGUGAUACACUAGUGACUUUGAAACUCGGAAGUCUGAUUCUUGUAGAUAUCCCUGCACCGGGUUCGAUGAAGUCUCUUAAAACGCUGCAUCUUAUUCAUGCGUUCUACACAAACGAUGAUUCUAUCUGUAACCUUUUAUCUGGCUGUCCUAGACUUGAAGAACUCGUUGUGGAACGAUCUUGUGAAUACAGUGUGAAAUUUUUCACUAUCAAAGUCCCUUCUUUGCAGAUAUUAAAAAUUUAUGAUGACAAUGAUGAGGACGAGUUCGUUGGAUAUGUGAUAGAUACUCCUUCUUUGAAAUACUUAGAGAUUGGAUACUUAGGAUGUCCACAGUUUUCUCUGAAUGCACCGGGGCUGGUGGCGGCAUAUAUUGGUAGCGUUUCUAAUGUAAUCAGUGAAUCUCUCGUUUCAGUCAGACGUCUUGUCUUGAAUGUAUCAACUUCGAUGACUAUAUAUCCUCCUACUGGAUGUAUCUUCUAUCAACUGGUGUAUCUACAGAUAUAUACGCAUGAACCAGGCUGGUAUGAUCUACUUACGUGGAUGCUCGAACAUUCACCGAAACUACAAGUCCUGAAGCUCGUUGGUAAAUAUAGGAUUAAUCCUGACUAUCAUGUUCUCGGCUGGGAAUGGAAUAAGCCAAAGUCUGUCCCUGAAUGUUUGUUGUCACAUCUAGAGACAUUUGUGUGGAGAAGAUACGAUUGGAAAGGAGAAAAGGAAGAAGAAGUGGCUAUAUAUCUUCUAAAGAAUGCAAGAGAGUUGAAGAAUGCGAUUUUCUCUACAGGUCCCAUUGAACCGGGCCAGCUUGACAAGUUGAAACAGAGACGUAGGACACGCAAAAAAUUGGAUGGUGUGCUGAAGGCUUCUAAUACAUGCCACCUUGUGUUCAAGUUUGAAUGAUUUUAAUUAUGUAUUGGACUCUGCUAUACUUACAAUAUAGAGAGUGAUAAAAAUAUGGCGCUUCUAGCUUAAUCGGUUAUCGUUUUAGACUUUUAAAACAGCUUUCUCAAUUUUAUUCCUUUUGCUUUUGAUUUUGCUACGAUGAUGCAUUCUUAUAUAUUUUCUUUCCAUUCUUUUUGAAAUAAAUUGAAUAUUUAUGUUUUAUGAUUAAUCACUAACAACAAAUCACAUUAACUUCUUGCAAAAUAGUUGAAAACAUUAUCUAAUCUGAAAUAAAAAAAAAUUUCUCAACAUCAAUUAAAAUGAAACGGAGAGUAUAUUAUAUUGACGAUUGACAACAUUAUCAAAAUAUCUCUAUAAUAUUAUUAGAGAAAGCAUUUUCAUAUGUGUCGUGCUCACGUAAAUUAUUACGAUGAAAAGAUACUCUUAAUGGAUUGAAAAAUAUUGUAUCUAAAUACCAUCACUACAAAAAUUUAUUUCAUAUAAUUUACAUUCCUUUUCUUAUUUAAAAAAAAAACAUAUAUAAUAAAACAGAAUCAUUUAUAAAAAUUU